Messenger RNA from Penaeus vannamei (Pacific white shrimp), 1119 nucleotides. Lineage: Eukaryota; Metazoa; Arthropoda; Malacostraca; Decapoda; Penaeidae. The record is from RefSeq and is a predicted model, not a curated record.
AUGAAUUUUCAUCUAUACAGGCUCAAUAUUCUGUCAACAGCCUUUAAUCCCAUGAGCUCUACUUGCAAAAAUGGGUGCCAGAAUGGAGGCACUUGCAUACACCCGAGCCAGUGCCAGUGUAGCCCUGGGUACAGGGGCAAGAAUUGCGAGAUGAGAUGGUGCCCUGAACCUUCGUUCCCGGACGCGCAGGCUAGCUUUACCCGCACGGACGACGACGAACUGCAAGUGGAGUGCCACCAAGGAUACGUUCUUCCCCCGGGCAGGGCGGCUGGAGGAGCUGCUCUGUGUAGGGACGGAGCCUGGGACCUCCCGGACGACUUCAGGUGUCAGCCUGACUGCGGAAGUGGAUGUGAGAAUGGAGGCACCUGCAUAGCCCCGAGGCAGUGCCAGUGCAGCCCUGGGUACAGGGGCACGAACUGCGAGGUGAGAGAGUGCCCUGAGCCUUCGUUCCCGGACGCGCAGGCUAGCUUUACCCGCACCGACGACGACGAACUGCGAGUGGAGUGCCACCAAGGAUACGUCCUUCCCCCGGGCACGGCGCCUGGAGGAGUGGCACCCUGCAGGGACGGUGCCUGGGACCUCCCGGACGACUUCAGGUGUCAGCCUUCCUGUGGACGCCCGGGCUGUCAGAAUGGCGGACGAUGCGUGGCACCGAACCAGUGCCAGUGUGAAGACCAGUUCACGGGCGAGCACUGCCAGCUGCGACGCUGUGAAGAGCCCCAGGUCACGGCCAUCAGUGCCAAUCUCACAGUCAAUGAGACGCACCUGACGGCAGAGUGCGAAGCCGGGUAUGCGUUUCCACACGGUGGCACUGUGGCAACGCUGCAUUGCCAGGACGGAGAGUGGCACUCUGAAGAGCUGGUCGUCGCUGACAACAGCACUCUGGAGUGCACCCCUCAGGAAACGCCGUGUUAUUACCCAUCAAAGACCUUCAGCAACACGAUCAUGGAAGGGGAUCUCUUCAGCCACUCGCUCAGGUGUCCGCGAGGGUUCCGGAUGAAGGACGGCAGGGAGGGCGUCGCCCUCGUGUGCCUCGAGGCCGAGUGGACCGUCCGGGGGGAGGGCCCGAUGGCGGAUCUCGACCUCAACUGCUACCCCGUGUAAGCAGAGGCGAGGGCG